AUGGCGGCCUCCAAGCGCCCUAUGUUCCUGCGGGUCGCCGGGUGUUCGUCCGUCGCCGCCGCCAGGCUCAGGCACAGCCUCCGCCUCCUGCCCUGCGGGGCGGGCGAGCCCGAGCUCAGCUCCGAUUCCCAGCUGGACGGCGAUAGCGAUGCCGAGCUGGAGCUGGAGCUGGAGUGCCGCAGCGAGGAGAGCGAUGAGGAGCAGGGCGCCGGCGCGCCCCGGCCCUCGCAGCCCUUGCCGCGCUCGGCGGUGGCCGCGCUGCUGGAGCGGUGCGUGGCGGCGGGCACCGUGAGCCAGGAAACCUUGGAUUUAACUUGCAGAAGAAUGCCAUGCUUUGCAAAAUUCGCAGAGAUGGAAGAAAUGGUAAACAUGGAAGCUGAAAUUAAUGAGAUAAAACUGAAAACUGAAAUGCUGCAGUUGGAGAAUGAGACAGCAGACAUUACUCACCAUUUUUACUUAGGGAAAAAGUGCGAGAUUUUGCAAGAUAUGAACAGACACCUGGAAGCCAUACUGAAAGAGAAGAGGGAUCUCAGAAAGAGGUUGCUCAAACACAGAUGUCAAGAAAGCCUGCCUAUUGAGGCUACUUAUCACAAAUCUAUAGUAGAGUUGUUGAAUGAGGCUGUGACUUUCAUUGAGAAGCUUGAAAGCCAUUUGCAGUCUGUGAGAAGCAUCCCUCAGGUACCACAUAUGAUGAACAAUAUGGACGCCACUUUGUCGAAAACAGAGCUGCUCAUGAUAGAAUUGAGGGAGCUGACAGAGCAAAUACUGAAAUGGGAAGAACUGCAGAAAGAAGUGUAUUCUAACAAUGUAUACAAUACUGCUGACUUGGACUUUGGCUUAUCUUUAAUCUAACAAAUCCUUUUCCUCAACUUGGAUGACUACUCAAAGAACUAUGUUCUUAGAGUCUUCUGUGAAAACUGAAAUAGGUCUCUUUUAAUCCAACAGAGUCUUUGUAGGUAGUUAUAUUUCUGUUAUUAAGUAACAGUUCUCCAACUAUUUACUAAAAAAAAGGGCAAUGCUCAUAGGAAGAUAGGCUACCAAGAAACCUGUUAGAGUUCCUUUCUGGAAUAGUUUGAUAGGGGUCCCUUGGAGCCUAUAUCUUCAAUGGAAAAUUGUUUCAGUUUUUUUUGCACUUUCUAUAGUAUCUCAAUUCAUUUUUGUAAGCAUCUUGAUAAAACACUGUAUUUUGUAUAUUGCCAUAAAACUUUAAUAAAAGCACUAGAUUUCAAAAGGUCAGUUUCUUCAGCUUUUAAUUUUGUUACAAAAUCCUAUCAUUAAAAUUACGGAGCAUAGUGUUAGGUCCAAGCUUAUGCUUCUAUAGGAGUUCCAAUCAAGAAAUUAAAUAAGUUUUAAAUUACAGUUUAUUAUGACUGAUGUGGUUUUGUGGGAAAGCAGGAAAUGGACUUGCUAAUAUAUGACAGAUCUACUGAUUUGGAAACCAUGCUUCAAUGGUAAUGAUAAAUAUAUUCUUCAGAUUCUCUUUUUCUGUUGCUUGCCCGAUUUUCAGUGUCCCACUUAGAAUAAAACUCUUGUUCCAUGAGUAAGAUUGACAGUUUAUCAAAACCAUUGAUUGUCCCAAUUUGUAGC
Molecule: messenger RNA, 1587 nt
Organism: Melozone crissalis (California towhee)
Lineage: Eukaryota; Metazoa; Chordata; Aves; Passeriformes; Passerellidae
Gene: HAUS2
Product: HAUS augmin like complex subunit 2
Exons: 6
Coding region: 1-852 (283 amino acids)
Biological process (GO): centrosome cycle; microtubule nucleation; spindle assembly
Cellular component (GO): centrosome; mitotic spindle microtubule; HAUS complex
Source: RefSeq, a predicted model, not a curated record